UCAAAUAUAAAUCAAAUAGAUCUUCACGAAAAUGCCGACAAAACAAUUUUGCUAUUUUUUUUGUAUAAUUUCGUAGUUAAUUCAGAACAGUUAUUUUCAGUUAUGUAAACAGUUCCGUUUGAGAAAUGGGAGGCAGUAAAAGGGAUAAAAAAGACAAAGAAGAAAGAAAGUCAAAGAAGCACAGAUCGGAUCUUGAUUUUGAAAGUUAUGACGUUGAUGAAGACAGUCAAGAUGUGGACAAUACAACAGAUAUCCCUGAUGCAGCCACAAGACAUGUGUCAGAGUCCACAACACAGGAAGAUGAGUUUGGUGCAAAAGAUUAUCGCAAAAUUCUAGAUCUAAAGCUUGACCAUGCUUCCAGACCUCUCUGGGUGGCACCAGAUGGUCAUAUAUUCCUAGAGGCAUUCUCCCCUGUGUAUAAACAUGCCCAUGAUUUUCUUAUUGCCAUAUCUGAGCCUGUGUGUAGACCUAGUCAUAUACAUGAGUACAAAUUGACAGCUUACUCGCUGUAUGCGGCGGUAUCUGUUGGCCUAGAAACCAAGGAUAUUAUUGAGUAUCUAAGAAGAUUAUGUAAGACUACACUUCCCACUGGAAUUGAAGAAUUUAUUAAGUUAUGUACAUUGAGUUAUGGAAAAGUGAAAUUGGUGCUAAAACACAAUAAAUACUAUGUGGAAAGUCAGCAUGCGGAGGUUGUGCAGAAGAUGUUGAAGGAUCCAGUGAUACAGGAGUGUAGAUAUCGUCCCGAGUUGGAGGAGGGAGAAAACACAGAAGUGAUACAGGAAAGUGUAACCAAACCUGCAACAAUACAGUUCAACAAACCAGUCACAAAUGGUUCGGUACCCGGCCCAAGUACUAGCAGUAACCCUUCCGCAGGACCGUCUGGUGAUGAUGGUGCAAAGUCUGUGGAAACUGAAGCAGUUCCGUCAGAUAUUUUUGAUUAUUAUGACAAGAUGGAUAACGAAGAUGAAGAAGGGGAAGAUCUAAAAACUGUCUCGUUCGAAGUGAAACAGGAUAGGAUAGAAGAUAUCCAGAAAAGGUGUAUAGAGUUGGAGUACCCUCUGCUGGCAGAGUAUGACUUCAGAAAUGAUACCCACAAUCCUGACAUCAAUAUAGAUUUGAAACCAUCAACAGUAUUAAGACCAUAUCAGGAGAAGAGCUUACGAAAGAUGUUCGGUAAUGGACGUGCUCGGUCCGGAGUGAUUGUGCUACCAUGUGGUGCGGGGAAGACUCUUGUCGGAGUGACAGCAGCGUGUACUGUCAGGAAACGGUGCUUGUGUCUUGCUACAUCAGGUGUGGCUGUAGAGCAGUGGAGAUCUCAGUUUAAGAUGUGGUGUACAGCAGAUGACAGUAUGAUCUGUAGGUUCACUUCUGAUGCUAAAGAUAAACCUAUAGGUUGUUCCAUUUGUAUCAGUACUUAUUCCAUGUUGGCCCAUACGAUGAAGAGGUCAUGGGAGGCUGAGAAAGUCAUGGAGUGGAUGCAGAGUCAGGAGUGGGGGCUCAUGGUGCUGGAUGAGGUGCAGACUAUACCUGCCAAGAUGUUCCGGCGGGUUUUAACGAUUGUAAAUGCACAUUGUAAGCUGGGUCUUACUGCAACACUGGUACGAGAGGAUGAUAAAAUAGCUGAUCUUAACUUCCUGAUAGGACCAAAACUGUAUGAGGCAAAUUGGAUGGAACUGCAGAAUCUCGGUUUUAUAGCUCGAGUGCAGUGUGCAGAGGUAUGGUGCCCUAUGACACCUGAAUUCUACAGGGAGUAUUUGACCACUAAACAGCAGAGAAAAUUGUUGUUAUAUGCGAUGAACCCAAACAAGUUCCAGGCAUGUCAAUAUUUGAUCAGAUACCAUGAGAGAAGGAACGAUAAAAUCAUUGUGUUUUCGGAUAAUGUAUUUGCCCUGAAGAACUACGCAAUCAAACUGAACAAACCUUAUUUGUAUGGACCGACAUCACAGGGAGAAAGAUUACAAAUUCUGCAGAACUUUCAACACAACCCUAAAGUCAACACUAUAUUUGUCUCAAAGGUUGCAGAUACAUCUUUUGAUCUCCCAGAGGCAAAUGUAUUGAUACAGAUUUCAGCCCAUGGUGGUUCUCGCAGACAGGAAGCCCAAAGACUUGGUAGAAUUCUCAGGGCAAAGAAAGGAGCUGUAGCUGAAGAAUAUAAUGCAUUUUUCUACUCACUCGUGUCACAAGAUACAAUGGAGAUGCAGUACUCCCUCAAGCGGCAGAGGUUUCUCAUCAACCAGGGAUACAGCUAUAAAGUUAUCACAAAGCUUGCUGGAAUGGAAGAGGAGGAACUAGCAUAUACUACCAAAGAGGAACAGGCACAGGUGUUACAGAAGGUGAUAGCUGCAUCAGACCAGGAUGCCGAGGAGGAGAGAAUUGUGGGAGAAGGUUUAGGCGGGAAAUCUGUUAUGGGGAGAAAAGUUGGCAGUAUGAGCUCAAUGUCUGGAGCAGAUGACAAUGUGUACAUGGAGCUGUCAAGAAAAUCAUCCAAUAAACAUUUACAUCCCUUGUUCAAAAAGUUCAGAAAGUGAAACUUGGAAACUAAAAUGCAGGAUAAACUUUGGGUCGUUUUCAUGGACUUUGUAUCUGGCAUGUUAUAGUAACUGAAAUGUUAAUUUCGGAUGCUGGUAUGUUAUUUUUGGUAGCAUGAAUGCAGAAUCUAGUGCUCACACAAUUGUCGACUUACCUCAGCAGGACCAUCAGUGCUGUGUAUAUAUAGUGAUCAUUAAUAAAGCAAUAGUUUAAUGUUAUUAAGAUUUCAAUUCUUAUAACUAAAUCAUUUUUCCUUGCCAAACAUUUAAAUGCCAUAAAAUCUUGAGUAUUUUAGGCACCUAUUAAAUGUCUUAACAAAACAUGAUUAUAGAUAGGGUUUUCCCAAAAUAAUAGAUCAGACAAUGUUAUACCACACAACCAGAAAAUGGAUACUGUCUGAAAUUAAUGCAAACGCUUAUGCAUUUCUUGAAACACCUAAAGAUCUGGUGCAUUUGUAUAUCUUUUGGCAGAUCCUGAAAGCUAUUGCAGACAUUUUGUAACAAGUUCUCAUUACUAGCAGAAAUUUGUACAUUUUUGGUAUUGGUCAAUUCAAAGAAGUUUAUGUAGAUCUUUGAUUUGUACAUUUAUGUUUUGAUGAACUUGUUAAUAAAUUAUCAAAGCUUAAA
This is a messenger RNA of Mercenaria mercenaria, 3155 nucleotides long. RefSeq names its product general transcription and DNA repair factor IIH helicase subunit XPB-like. Gene Ontology annotation, cellular component: transcription preinitiation complex; transcription factor TFIIH holo complex; nucleotide-excision repair factor 3 complex. NCBI's taxonomy places the organism in Eukaryota, Metazoa, Mollusca, Bivalvia, Venerida, Veneridae. Gene Ontology annotation, molecular function: hydrolase activity; 3'-5' DNA helicase activity; DNA binding. The coding region runs from base 126 to 2528 and encodes 800 amino acids. Gene Ontology annotation, biological process: transcription initiation at RNA polymerase II promoter; nucleotide-excision repair. The record is from RefSeq and is a predicted model, not a curated record. The transcript has 20 exons.